Molecule: messenger RNA, 1309 nt
Organism: Electrophorus electricus (electric eel)
Lineage: Eukaryota; Metazoa; Chordata; Actinopteri; Gymnotiformes; Gymnotidae
Gene: tesca
Product: tescalcin a
Molecular function (GO): calcium ion binding
Source: RefSeq, a predicted model, not a curated record
UCCAAGACAAAGCGCAGACUAGUGUAGUUGUGUAAACCCUUUAAAAGUAGACCUUUUCGCCCUGCUUUCCGACACGUUUUCGCAGUGGAGCCUCAUGAGCUGAGGGGCGCAGGAGCCUCCACACUGUGCGCACCUGUUCGCCGGUGUUCGCAGGUCCCUUUCGUCAGUGAACAUGGGAACUUCGCAGUCCGUGGAAAUGCAGCAGAAUUUCCAAGACCUCGCAGAGAACACUGGUUUUUCUCUGGAGCAGGUCAGAAACCUGUACAAAAGGUUUAAGUACUUGGCCAAGGACGAGGACACUUUAAGCAAGGCCAGUUUUGAAACCAUCAGUGAUUUGGCAGAGAACCCCAUCAAAAACCAGAUCAUCAAUGCCUUCUUUGAUAAAAGGAACUUUGGUAACUAUGAGAAGGGAACUGUGUCAGAGAUCAGCUUUGAGCAGUUCCUCACCGUGAUGUCAUUCUUCCGCCCACUGGGACAAGACGUGAAACAGGAGGAUAAAGAGAAGAUCAGAAGGGAGAAAUUGCACUUCCUGUUCAACAUGCACGACAAAGACGGCAGCGGUACCAUCACGCUGGAUGAGUACAGACGGGUCGUGGAGGAGUUGGUGUCCAGCUCCGGAACCACAGAGAGCGAAACGGCCAAGGUCAUCGCUGACGCCGCCAUGCUUGAGGUGAUGAAUGUCACCAUGGAGGAAAUGGGAGCACAUGAUGGAAUCAACUUUGAGGACUUUUUUAAGAUUUUAAAAGGCUUCGAGCUCGAGUCACGUAUGCAUGUCCGCUUCCUGAACAUGGACACUACGACAAUGAACUGCAGAAAGUGACAUUUUCCCUGUGGAAGGCAAAGCUUUAACUUACACUGCCCCCAGUCUACAGCAGUCCUGCAGUUGGCCCAGCCACGCCCCAAGCGUAUUUCAGCAACCAACCCACAGCACAUAUGUGCGCUCUCAUGCUGCUCCGGGAGACGGCAGCAGGCGUGUGAACAAGUCAAACAGGUUCACUGACAUUCCUGCUUCUGCAUCUGUGAGCAGUGGCUGAUGGGAAUGUUAGGCAGGAGAUACAGCCCAGCUCCAGUAGGAAAUGAGUUAUGGCUAAAGCAUCACACCCUCUGGAUUUAACUGUUCACAGUUCCCUUUUCAAUGUACCCAUGUCAAAUGCCUUAUAAAAUCUCCAUUAAAUUUCUAUUUGCAUUAAAUGCAGUCACCACUGGUGAUACAAUAUGAAGUACACACACACACACACACACACACACACCUUGGUUAAUUUCUUAACUAUAUAACUGAGACCUGAUUUAACAGUUUCCUGAUGCGAUA